This is a messenger RNA of Tripterygium wilfordii, 1890 nucleotides long. Its product is annotated as homeobox protein knotted-1-like 2. Gene Ontology annotation, molecular function: DNA binding; DNA-binding transcription factor activity, RNA polymerase II-specific. Bases 268 to 1410 code for a protein of 380 amino acids. The record is from RefSeq and is a predicted model, not a curated record. Gene Ontology annotation, biological process: regulation of DNA-templated transcription. The transcript is spliced from 5 exons. NCBI's taxonomy places the organism in Eukaryota, Viridiplantae, Streptophyta, Magnoliopsida, Celastrales, Celastraceae. Gene Ontology annotation, cellular component: nucleus.
CAUAAAAAAAACCAUAAAAGCAGUGGAAAAAGGAAUAGAAUUGCCUCAUCUCCAUUCCUUUGCUUCCCUUUAUAUAAUAUAUAUAUACACAUACACACAUAUAUAUAGUUCUUUUUUCUUUCAUCAAAGGAAGUCUUAUUACGCUUACUCAACUAUCUCAGCCAUAGCUGGUUCUUGCUAGAGUUGUACUGGUCUGGACUUUAAUUAUAGCUAGGGUUUUGAUUGAGCCAUUUUUGGUGAUUUUUCUGAUCUGGGUUUUCUGUAGAAAUGGACGACUACGAUCAUCUCAACAACAACAACAACACUCAAAGGGGGAAUUUGAAUUUCUUGUAUGCAACACCAGUACUUGCACCGCAUCACAAUUCAUCGACGUACAGUAGAGCCAGCAGUGGAUCUAACAUCAGCAAUAAUAAUAAUAAUACCCAGAUGCCUAUAACUUCCUUUCACCUUCAAUCAAGCGAGUGUUAUAAUAAUAAUCCAGCAGUGGCGGUGAAGACUGAAGCCAGCACUUCACAGCAGGCCCAGAAGUACCAUAAUUACAAUUUAUUAAGAGGGAUUAGUCAAGCUGUUCAUCACCAACAACAAGAAGGGAGCCAUGGAAGCUCAAGUCAUGAAGUUGAAGCCAUCAAAGCUAAAAUUAUUCAACACCCUCAGUACUCCAACCUCCUUGAAGCUUACAUGGAUUGUCAAAAGGUAGGCGCACCGCCGGAGAUAGUUGCUCGGCUAUCCGCAGCUCGUCAGGAGUUCGAGGCGCGGCAGCGAUCUUCGGUCAGUUCAUGGGAUUCUUCGAGAGACCCAGAACUCGAUCAGUUCAUGGAGGCUUAUUACGACAUGCUGGUGAAGUACCGGGAGGAGCUUACAAGACCGUUUGAAGAAGCAAUGGAUUUCAUGCGCAGAAUAGAGACUCAGUUGAAUAUGCUCGGCAGUGGACCCGUUCGGGUCUUCAAUUCUGAAAAUAAGUGUGAGGGUGCUGGUUCAUCCGAUGAGGAUCAAGAGAAUAGCGGAGGAGAAACAGAACUUCCCGGGAUCGAUCCGCGUGCUGAGGACCGACAACUGAAGAAUCACUUACUAAGGAAGUACAGUGGCUAUUUAAGUAGCUUAAAGCAAGAGCUUUCCAAGAAAAAGAAGAAAGGGAAGCUACCCAAGGAAGCCAGGCAGAAGUUAUUAGCCUGGUGGGAAUUACACUACAAAUGGCCAUAUCCCUCGGAAUCGGAGAAGGUGGCAUUGGCUGAAUCAACAGGGUUGGACCAGAAGCAGAUAAACAAUUGGUUCAUAAAUCAAAGGAAGAGGCACUGGAAACCUUCGGAAGAUAUGCAAUUCAUGGUGAUGGAUGGACUACAUCCCCAGAAUGCAGCACUCUACAUGGAUGGUCAUUACAUGGGCGACGGCCCUUAUCGUUUAGGGCCAUGAACAGCCUGCAACUGCGUACUGGAGUGUCGACCCUAGCUUGGAAACUAUCAGUCAUGCCAAAAGAUUAUUAAUCUUGAUAAUUUUUCUAUCACAAGCUAGAGCCAUUGCCAUAAGAUUGUGAAGCAUGGCCAUUUGGAAUUACUUCUUGUACUCAAUUGCUUAUGCUUCUUUUUUUUUUCUUUCCUUUUCUUGAGGAUAUUCUCGUGUUGUACGUUUGAAAGUAUGCGUAUAAGGAGUUAAUAGCAGUUGUAACUUUUGUAGAUGUAGGGCAGCGUGAGGAAGAAAUACUCUAUUUGAAUCUAUUGAUUCGACUCACGAAUACCAGGAUCAAGCUAGCUACUUAAAUAUGUUGAUACGACCACGCUGCCUUGCAUCAUGUGUGCUGUUGAAUGUGUAUUGUACACUCUAUGCAUGUCAUUAGACCUGCCUUGUUAAGUGUAUAUUAGCGAAGAUAAGGUGUGUAUUGAUAAGGUUGUACUA